Molecule: messenger RNA, 527 nt
Organism: Gopherus flavomarginatus (Mexican gopher tortoise)
Lineage: Eukaryota; Metazoa; Chordata; Testudines; Testudinidae
Gene: CDPF1
Product: cysteine rich DPF motif domain containing 1
Exons: 4
Coding region: 201-506 (101 amino acids)
Source: RefSeq, a predicted model, not a curated record
CGAAAGGAGACUUUGAAUGCCAACUAUGUGGGCUAACAGCCCCAUACAGCUAUUAUGGGCAGAAACCGCCAAACACUCGUUCUGUUGUGCUUGCAAGGCUGUGAGCAGAUACAUAAUUUACUUCAGUGAGGAGCCAUCUGGAGCAUCUGGAAGACCAAGGCCUUUGUUUUUCCCCCUCGUGAAGCUGCCAACUUCUUGAAAUGCAUCACCUUAAUACUCUUGACCAACAGGGUAGCCUGAGCUGCCUCCUGGAAGAAAGCUAUGUCAUGAAAGAUCCUUUCGUCCCCGACAAGGACAAAUUCCUUAUCCUUGGAUCUCAGUGCAGUUUGUGUAAUAGACGUGUGUGUGUGGGCACAGAAUGUAGUCUAUUCUACUCAAAAAGGUUCUGCCUCCCCUGCGUUAAUGAAAACCUACAGGGGUUUCCUUUGGAAAUACGACAAGACUUGGAUAAAAGGAAGUCUCAUUCAAAAUCCCACCCCUCCAAAAAAGCAGAUGCAAGAAGUUAAAUUAAAAGCAACUGGAAGAGA